This is a messenger RNA of Dreissena polymorpha, 492 nucleotides long. RefSeq lists its product as uncharacterized. The coding region runs from base 31 to 492 and encodes 153 amino acids. Lineage: Eukaryota; Metazoa; Mollusca; Bivalvia; Myida; Dreissenidae. The transcript is spliced from 4 exons. The record is from RefSeq and is a predicted model, not a curated record.
CCAUCUUCCUGUAUUUACAGAUUUCCGACGAUGUAUCACGAGACACGCUCUGUGUUUUCCGACGUCCAUCUGCCGGAGAAGAACAACCUGACGUCGCCGCGGCCUAUCACGGAUCUUGGCGUCAGACGCGUAUUGAAGAAGGACCACAGCCUUGCGUCGCUUAAAAUACCGCCAAUGGAUGAGAAGAUAUUGAGCUUGAUGGCGAAGCGAGGCGAGUUUGAGAAGACCUACUGGAAGCAGCGUCUGCGAAACUCACUGGCCUGGGAUACGGAACAUCUGGAAAGCGAGAAACUGAAACUGCAGAAAGACCAGAACCAUCGGGCCAAUAUGGAAAUAAUGAGGGAAGAGGAUAGGCAAAUGGUGCACUUGAAAAAGGUAGGGAAUUUCUUGUGCUUCGUAAAGGUAUGGAUUUUGGUGAACUUCUGCAAAAGAAUCAUACUGUUUGAGAGUUCCUCUUCUCCAGGCAGCCAAGAUGAUGGUUGUAGUCUCUGA